AAAGAAAUAGACCAUCUCGACAAACAAAGUAUUUUAGAAAGCAAUUAAAGUUCACACCUUUUUUUAUUUGUGCUACUUUGCUUUGCUUUGUGCGAAAAUCGAUAGAGACUCAAAAACCUUUGUAAGACUUCAACCUUAUAGAAAAAAAAAUGCAAUGUUCGGAAGAAAUUAUUGCUAGGUUGUUCUACAAUGUUUCCAGCUCUUUUCAGAUUUUCUUACUCUUCACUUAUUUCACUUAUAUUUUACUUGCCAAAUUCUUCUACUUGGUUGGUGGAAAUCCAUUUUUCUGGAGGAAUCAAGAUGGAUAUGAAUUUUUUGAAUUUUCUGAUGAUGAAGAAAUGGAGGAUGAAAAUGAAUAUUAUGAUAAUAAUGUUGAGACAGUGGAAGAAAAUCAUUUCAUAGAUGAUCAAUUUCUUGGUUUUGAAAAAGAUGUAGAGGAAGAUUAUAGUACUGAUGAGGAAGAGUCUAUUUAUAGCUCAUUGGAUUCAGAAUCUAUUCUGAGUACUGAUGAUGAAGUGGAAGUUAAAGAGAAGAUUCUUAGAAGAGUUGAUGAUUCUGAUUCUUGUUGUUAUUCUGAAAUCAACAAAGUUGGGCCCACCUCAUCUCUUCCCAAGGACUUGAAGACAAAUGGAUUUAUGAACAUGAUCGAUAAGGACAUCAAUCAUGGAAACUGUUACAGGGAAAUCAUUAAAGACAAGCCAGUGACAGAGAUUAAUUUGUGUAGAGAGGAAACUAUCGUUGUUAAUGCACCAUCACCAAAGUUAGAGAACAAGAAAUUCCAAUUAGUGCAAGAAAAUGAAGAGCAUGAAAUAUUUGGGGAUUCUUGUACUAAUGGCUCUACUUCAAAGAGUUCCACUGAAUGGAGAAGCUCAAUUAAAGACUCAACAACUGACGAUCCAUUUUCUUCUUCAUCAAGAAGAAGUUGCCCCAAAUGGGAGUCUUACACAAUCUUCCAAAAAUAUGAUGAGGAAAUGCUGUUUUUUGAUAGAAUUAGUGUGCAAAAACUACAUGAAACAGAAUCAUUAAGAUCAAUUCAAGCAUGUCCACGAUCAAUAUCAGAUAGGAUUAUUCAUAAAUUGGCAACAAAGAACAAGAACUCAUCAUCUCACCAUAAUAACCCUUAUAAUGAACUGGAGGCUGCUUACGUGGCACAAGUAUGCUUAGCAUGGGAAGCUUUGAGUUGGAAUUACAAAUACUUUCAACGGCUAAGAUCUUCACGUAAUAAGGAAUCGGACGAUCCAGGUUGUCCUGCUUAUGUAGCACAACAUUUUCAACAGUUUCAAGUUCUUUUACAAAGAUAUGUUGAAAAUGAGCCUUAUGAAAAUGGAAGGAGACCUGAGGUUUAUGCUAGGAUGAGAAGUUUAGCUCCUAAGUUGCUUCAAGUCCCAGAAUAUCGAGAUUCGGAUGAAGAUAAAGGUCAGGAAGAUUAUUGCUCAAGAAUAUCUUCAGAAUCAUUUCUUCAGAUAAUGAAAGAAGCAAUCAGAACAUUUAUGAAUUUCCUAAAGGAAGACAAGGAGAAUCGUUGCCAAAUACUAAUGGCAGCUUUCUUUAGGAGAAACAGAAGAGGUUCAGCUGAUGCAACGCUCAUCUUACUAAAGAAAGUAAACAAAAAGAAAAAAUCAAAGGUGAAAGAUCUACGACGAUCAGGGAAGUGCCUGAGGAAUAAAAGAAGGUUAAGAGAAGAUGAAGAAAUGGAGAUAUUGAUGUCUUUAAUAGACCUGAAAUUAGUGUCAAGAGUAUUGAGAAUGAGCCAAGUGAAUGAUGAACAAUUGCAUUGGUGCGAAGACAAGAUGAGCAAAGUAAUGGUUGAUUCUGAUGGCAAAUUACAAAGAGAUUCUUCACCGCUUUUCUUUCCAGCACAUUGAGGACCCCACCUGGCACUAAGUAGUUCAUUUUACUUUGAUGACUAGAUGAUGAAUGUGUCAUGCAGAUGAAUAUCCUCAAUACUACAAGAACUACAACAAAAGGACAAGAAAAUAAAGGGGUUGCCCAGAAAUUAAAAGUUGUAAGUUGCAUAUGGGAGGAAAACAAUGAAAAGGAGUGUUAAAGGGAUUUGAUGAAAUAUUUUGACGGUACUGAAUAUGCAAAAGAGAAAAAGCAAAGGGAAAAAGGAACUAACGUGGAUGAGGAUAAGAGACAAGGGUAGCUUUACUUCUUUUUAGAGCUUUUAUAUUAGGUAGGGUUUAUCCAAAGUAAAAGGCAAAGCUGUGGACCUUGCAAUGGAAUUAAAAAAAGGGUUAGGAUCUUGAUUUGGUCCCACUCUUGUUUUAUAGACAAAAGACAAAUAAGCAAAUUAACAACAAUAGAUGUAUCCAGAGAGAGCAAAUAUGUCUUUUGAUUUUGUAUUACUAUCUGUAUUCUGUAGUUUAAACCAUGAGAUCUAGGAUAAAUGUAUACUUUCAUAUACUUAUAAUAUACAUAGCUGAUAUAUAUAUUGGAGUAAUUAGGAAACAAAUACGUGCUACUAUAUUGUUCUUUUUCA
Lycium barbarum (goji berry) is the source of this 2482-nucleotide messenger RNA. RefSeq lists its product as uncharacterized. The record is from RefSeq and is a predicted model, not a curated record. NCBI's taxonomy places the organism in Eukaryota, Viridiplantae, Streptophyta, Magnoliopsida, Solanales, Solanaceae. The transcript is spliced from 6 exons. Bases 150 to 1865 code for a protein of 571 amino acids.